AUGUCUACUCCUUCGACAUCCUCACCAACUGCCCCCUUCCCCUCGUUCGAAGAGCGGCGCAAAGCGAACCAACCUGUCGCCCUAACCACGGAGGCCAAGCGCAUCUUCUGGAAACUACAAGGCCUGCUCUCAGACCACGUCUCCGUCGUUCAAGACUGGCGUAACAGAGAAUCAUCACGCGAGCCCUUCGCCCAUCAGGACUCUGCAGGCAACAUCACCAGGCGGCACCCUAUUGCACAGGCGCCACUCACAGAGCCUAAGGUCGGGUCUGUUACCGUGAGGGUCGAUGUGCUAGAGCUGUGGCAAGACCAGUGGCUCGAGCGGCAUGAGCGGCAUGCGGAUCCAGGCGAUAAGGACAACAUCUUCGGGGAGCUGGUUAUGGAACUCUACGGGGAAUCGGGGGAGGAAGACUAA
Molecule: messenger RNA, 414 nt
Organism: Colletotrichum spaethianum
Lineage: Eukaryota; Fungi; Ascomycota; Sordariomycetes; Glomerellales; Glomerellaceae
Exons: 1
Coding region: 1-414 (137 amino acids)
Source: RefSeq, a predicted model, not a curated record